UGCCUCACUGCUCCAUCUUCAUCUCGGUGGUCUAGUCCCGACGACGACAUCUGCUCCAUUAUGGCCAUGCCCACCACAACUCUCCCUGGCUCUAUGUCUCCCUUCAAUGUCCCUCAUAGUGUUGUGAGUUUUUAUUUUGUUCCAUUCUUAGUCAGAUCUGUUGGUUAUAAUAAUUAGUGGUAUAACCGUUCCUUCUUCGUCUAUUUUUUCACUUCUUAUUUUGAAGGGUAGAGGUAUCAGCAAUGAUCUAUGUUACACAUUUUGUUACUAAUUUUAAAAUAAAAAUGUGUCGAUAGUUCGACUAUUUAGGGUUAACACUGAAUUAAAAAGGAACCGUUUAGUGUUUUGUAGGGAUUCAUUUUACGACUUGGACUCUGUUGCUCCUUUCCGAGGAAUUUACAUUUCUCGGAGACGGAGGAUUAUUUGUUUCUUUGCUUUUUAGUUCGGUGGCACAGCCGAAUUCAAUAGCGUAUCAAGACGUUUUUGACGGAUUCUAAACAUGUCAGGAGGUUGUGGACAUACAAUAGACAAGUUAUCAGAUUCAGAGGAUGAACGAUCUAGAAUUGGGAGUCCGGCAAAGAAAGUCAUAAGCUGUUCCAUUGAAGAUGUUAGGGACGAGAAUGAUGAGAAGAUUGUUCUUAAAUUGCGCCAAGAGCUUCUUAACAAACAUUCUUUGCCUCCAAGGCAUGAUGAUUAUCAUAUGCUUUUGAGGUUUCUGAAAACAAUGGAUUUCAACAUCGACAAAACCGUCACUGCAUGGGAAGAAAUGCUCAAAUGGAGGAAUGAAUUUGGAGCAGAUCAUAUUAUACAGGAUUUCAAUUUCAAUGAGUUGGACCAAGUCACAAUGUACUAUCCUCAAGGGUACCAUGGAGUUGAUAAAGAUGGUAGACCUAUCUAUAUCGAGAGACUAGGAAAAGCUCACCCCGGUAAGCUUAUGGAUGUUACAACCAUUGACCGGUACUUGAAGUACCAUGUCCAAGAAUUCGAAAAGGCUCUUCAACAGAAGCUCCCUGCCUGUUCCAUCGCUGCAAAGCGACGUGUCACUACUACGACUACAAUACUUGAUGCUGAUGGCCUGGGUAUGAAGAACUUUAGUCCUGCAGCGGCAAAUCUCCUGUCCUCUAUUGCUAAAGUAGAUUGUAGUUAUUACCCUGAGACUUUGCAUAGGAUGUUCAUUGUCAAUGCAGGAUUUGGAUUCAGGAGUUUGAUUUGGCCUGCCGCACAGAAAUUUCUUGAUCCUGUGACUAUUGCAAAGAUACAAGUUUUGGAGCCAAAGUCCUUGUCAAAGUUACUUGAAACAAUUGAUUCGAGUCAACUUCCAGAUUUCUUGGGAGGCGUAUGCACAUGUGCUAACGAAGGAGGGUGCUUGAGGUCUAACAAAGGACCAUGGAAUGAUCCUGAAAUAGCCGAGCUAGUACAUCACAUGGAAGUGAAUCCCAUACCACAAACUACAAAAGCUCCUCUUCAUGUAAGAGAUCAUGAUUCACAGGAACCGGCUCAAGGAGAAUGGUCUCAACUCCAAUUACUUAACACGAGCUCUGAAAACUCUUGUUCAACAAAUACAUCAAGAAGAGAAGGUGGUCAGAUAUCACGGUUUGGUGUUCUUAGAGAGAAAACCAAAGGCGUGAACAUCGUUCACUUGGUGACAAUACUAAUAGCCUUUCCACUAAAGCUAUAUUUUGAUCUCUUUAGUUUCUUAUUGUUCGGAUACUGGCAAAGACAUAACCGUGUCCAUGUCUCAGAUUCAUCCAUAAACAAAGAGAUUGUUCUUCAGUGUUUGGAUCGUCUUAAGAAGCUGGAGAAAGAAUGCACAGAGAUUAGUAGAAUCCCUGUAAAGACCCCGGACGAAAAUGAGAAGCUAUUAACUGGAACUCUCGAGAGAAUCAAGUCUCUAGAACUUGAUCUCGACAAAACCCAAUCAGUAUUACAUUUAACGUUAGCAAAACAGCUUCAGAUCACAGAACAGCUUGACUCUCAUUACGAAGAACAAAGAAAGCGAUGCUGCAUCUGAAGCUUUGGGACAUAACCGUAUGGAGACAUAUUGUUACUAUAUUUAUUUACAGAACUGAGAGAAUGAAAAAAAUUCUACACACAGAUAUUUGGGAAUUUUUUCUUCCUAUAACUUCUUGUAAACAAUUCUUUUAAAACAUUCCGUGUGCGGGAAGUAAUAUAAACAUUUAAGUUUGUAGCUGAAAAACCUCAGUUUAUGAUGGCUAUGUAGAAAUAUAUUAUUGCAUGUGUUGCAUGAGGUA
Brassica rapa (field mustard) is the source of this 2252-nucleotide messenger RNA. Its product is annotated as phosphatidylinositol/phosphatidylcholine transfer protein SFH14. The record is from RefSeq and is a predicted model, not a curated record. Lineage: Eukaryota; Viridiplantae; Streptophyta; Magnoliopsida; Brassicales; Brassicaceae.